CUAGGUAAAUUCUUUUUUACAAUCUCCACUUAUAAUUGCUAUGCCACCUUAGGUACCUAGGUACACAGCCAUGUACUACUACCCGUGCAUCGCAUGUCUUUCUAAAUUCAGUGAGAAUCAUAAGGUAAUAUAUAAAUUGGUUGGUUGAGAUAAUGGAAAGUUGCCUUAAUGGUGGCAGUGCCUCAAUUAUUCUACAGGGUGAAAAGGUACCUAAGGUAUAUAAGUCGUAGGAGACCCAGAAAAAAACAAUUCAAAUCAACCUUUUCAAGCUACGAAUCUAUCACAAGUACAAAACAUCAUUCACCAUGACUUCCAUUACAAAUAAGAUCAGGGAAUCAGCCCCUCGCAACAUCGAACUCCUAGCUAUUCUCUCCGAGACAGAUCAUGCACAGCCGGCUCUAGAACAGCAGAAGCGCUAUGUUGAUGACCUUAAUAAUGAACUCUCUACUACCCAGAAGCGCAUCGCCGUGCUUGAUAAACAGCGGGCUAAAGAGUUGAAGGAACAUAAGAGAUAUCGCGACUCGGUUAUGAAACGGUUUGCAUACCGCGUGAGCGGCAAGACCGAGAAAUUCGAAGCCAAGGCCGAGAAAGAAGAGAAAGAAUAUUUCGCCGUUCUACAGCAGGAACAGCAGGCUAAAGAGAUGGAAGAGCAUCUUAGACAAAUGCGGUCCAAGGCCUUGGAGGCCCAGAGCGAUUUAGAGGCUGAAAUAUAUCGCAAUAUCGAAGCCCAGCAGCAACUUGACAAUCUUUAUGAAAGUAUUUUCCAGGGACCAACACCAGGCUUUCCAGAUGAAGAUCGCUUAGAAGAGAACGCCAGGAAUGCUUUACAGUCCUAUCAAACCAUUCGCAUGGUGGUGGAGGCGGAGCAUCAUGUUGUACAUCUCUUAACAGAAGCCCAAGAGCGGGUCCUCAGGGCGCUCAGUUAUACCGAAGAAGCCCUUGACCAUAGCCGAAUGGAUAUGUUUGGUGGCGGGACACUGACCGACAUGAUGGAGCGUAACGCAUUGGAUAAAGCUGAAAGCCAAGUCGGUCAGAUGCUAUCACUCGUGCGACAGGCACAGCACGCGUCACCAAAAGUACAAAAUCUACCAGCCGUCGAAAUCGCACACGGUGAUCUAUUAGGUGAUGUAUUCUUCGACAACGUAUUCAGCGACAUGGCUUUCCACGAAAAGGUCAAGGAUUCCCGUGCAAGUAUUUAUCGAGCCUACGAUAGUCUACGCAAUCAACUAGCCCUAGCCAAAUCAAGAUGCGAAGAAGCCGAGCAAGAGUUGCAUAUGCGCACGGGGUCGUUAAAAACGGCUAGAGAAGAGCUGCAAAAUGCAAGGCAAGCCAUAUUUGAACGUGUCGAUAAUGGCAAUAUGGGUGAGCCCGCAUUUACUAUGGAUCAACCUCCCCCAUAUCAAAUAGGGGCCUGAGAUACUAUUAUCCAACGAUACCCCCCACUUGAAAUGCAAAUAGAGCAAUGAUUGCUUGAAUAUCAACAGCGAACACAAAAUUCAAAUUGGCUACCUCCUAUUAGAACGCUGCAAUAUGUAACUCGAAUGAUUGACCAAGCCGCUAAGCUUAUUCAACUAACAAAUACACCACGUACACCACCACGUAGCUCACCUCAUAGCUACUAUUCGCAUCACCUUUUCCCCGCUGACAGAUUCAUGGAUACAACAUAAUCGAGCGACGUAAGAAACAAAUGUACAAUUUCCA
Daldinia decipiens is the source of this 1701-nucleotide messenger RNA. RefSeq lists its product as uncharacterized. Lineage: Eukaryota; Fungi; Ascomycota; Sordariomycetes; Xylariales; Hypoxylaceae. The record is from RefSeq and is a predicted model, not a curated record. The coding region runs from base 306 to 1415 and encodes 369 amino acids. The transcript has a single exon.